ACACAAAAAUAAAAUCUGUACAUGAAAGAUAUGAACAGCUGAAAUUUCAUUCCAAGCAUUUAAAAUAUUUGUAUGACAUCUACAAGCUAAAAGAUGUGCAAAAAGAAUUGCAAAAUGUCUUAACCGAUGCAAAAUCAAAGGAGUCUGAUGUAGAUGGAAGGCAAAUGUGUGACGAACUUGCUGUAUUGGCUCCUGUUAUAAAACCUACGAUGACACCUGUUGAUAUUUUGGCCUACGAAGUGAGGAAUGGAUUUGCUCCAAAUGUAGCAAUUGCACUUCAAAUUAUGUUGACCUUACCAAUCACUGUUGCCACAG
This is a messenger RNA of Pelobates cultripes (western spadefoot toad), 315 nucleotides long. The record is from the annotation of a GenBank genome assembly. NCBI's taxonomy places the organism in Eukaryota, Metazoa, Chordata, Amphibia, Anura, Pelobatidae.